AGGAAAAAGAAAACCAUGGCUGUUAAUAAGUGCAUCAAAUACCUUCUCUUCUUCUUCAAUUUCCUUUUCUGGGUGAGUGGCUGCAUCAUCCUGGGUGUGUCCAUCUACCUGAAAGUCAGCAAGGAUGGAAACCGGAUCACCAAUGAAUCUCUUCCCGGCAUCGACCUGAUGAUCGCCAUCGGAGUGAUCAUCAUGCUGCUCGGCUUCCUCGGCUGCUGCGGCGCCAUCAGAGAGAACCGCUGCAUGCUGCUGCUGUUCUUCAUCAGCCUCCUCGUCAUCUUCAUCCUCCUGCUGGCGGCGGGCAUCCUGGGAGCCGUGGGCGAGAAGAAGGUGAAGGAUUGGGUGAAGGAGCGUCUGGAAAAACUGACCCCGUUGUCCAAGCAAACAGACGAUGUGAAGAAAGACCUGGAGAAUCUGCAGCAGAACCUGAAGUGUUGUGGACUUGUGAACGGAGCGUCAGACUGGGACGUAGUCCCUAACUCCUGUCGCUGCAACGCCACCGAUACAGACUGCAAGUCUGGCGUCUACUCCACGCCCUGCGCCACCCAAAUCAUCCGUCUGAUGGAGAAACACAUGGAGGUGGUGGUGGGAAUCGCAUUCGCCAUCGCCAUCCUGCUGAUCGCCGGCAUGGUCUUCGCCAUGAUUCUCUACUGUCAGAUCGGCAGGAAGGACGCCGCCACCACUGCCUGAACACCUGAACAUGGCCAGGACCCCUCCAUGUCUGGCAAUGGCCAAUCAGCAGUGUCCAAAUGACCCACCAUAUAACAUCCACCUAACCUCAGUGCUACUGUAGCUUAACCUGCGCUUUUAUGGAGAAGGAACACACUGAUAUUUUGGCUGAUCAGCUUUAUCAAUAAACAGAUUUUUCACCAAAAUUGUAUCCCAUUAAUAAACAGCCUAAUGUG
Thunnus maccoyii (southern bluefin tuna) is the source of this 905-nucleotide messenger RNA. RefSeq names its product tetraspanin-8-like. Lineage: Eukaryota; Metazoa; Chordata; Actinopteri; Scombriformes; Scombridae. Gene Ontology annotation, cellular component: membrane. Bases 16 to 690 code for a protein of 224 amino acids. The record is from RefSeq and is a predicted model, not a curated record. The transcript is spliced from 8 exons.